UUUGGCGGUUUUUAUGUUUUCAUUUACGAAGACUCACCAUCAUGACAUUGCCGUGUAUCUAAGAAAGCUUGAUUUUGAUUUUUUCACUACUGUUUGAUGCAACACGAUGUAUAAUGGAAGAUGGGCACAGAUAUGCUGACCAGCUAGGCCAAAAUCUUUCUUUGAUCGAUCAUAAAGUCCACAAGCUUGUUGAUUUGCCUCUUCCUAGAGAUUUGGUGCAUUUAAAUCUUCAUUGCAAUGAAAUUGCUAGGAUCGAAAAUCUUCAUGGACUGAGGAACUUGCGAUCCCUUGAUUUGUCGUCAAAUGUCAUCGUUAGAAUCGAAGGUCUAGAAUAUCUAGAAAAUCUACAGUCACUUAACUUGUCAUGCAAUCAAAUCAAAGUUGUUGCCGGGUUGGGAUCUCUAAGGAAACUUGAAAAAUUGAAUUUAUCUUACAACAUCAUAGAUGAUCUAACUGGGUUGAAAGAUUUUCGAAGAAAUACUCAUGUGAUUAAAUUUGUUGACCUUCAUGGCAACAAGAUAACUUCCCUAGAUCAUUUGCUUGAAUGUAUUGCAAACUGUGGGACUCUUGAGCAUCUAACUUUGCAAAAGAAUGGAGACAGUAAUCCUGUUUGCAGUAUUCCUGCUUAUCGACCAAAUGUUUUUGCCCAAGUUAAAAACUUAGUGGCUUUGGAUGAAAAAGAUAAACAUGGAAAUGCUACAGUUCUUGGAAAUGUCCAACAAAUUUCACAUCCAGGCCUUGAUGAAUACUUGCAAUGGCUUGUGCAGUCAAACCCAAGUGAUUCUACCAGUGCAACUGUGUCGUCUGACUCCCAAAUUGAUGUCAAUACACCAAAAAUCGAUGAAGCUCUAGAGAGAUUUAAAGACAGAGCAAGGGCUCAGAAAGUUACAGAUGUAAUAUCAAAAUCACAGUCUAUGCAAAAUGAAAAUGAAGAGCAUAAACAAAAUGAAGUUACAGAUAGACUCCACCUUCUUGAGAAGCAAAUAGAAUCGUUGCUGAACUUGCAAAUCCAAAAGCAGAUGAUUCCUGAGAAGGACAUAGAAACAAUAACACCAACUUCAGCAUCAACAUCACCUGAAACUACAGGUACACAACAGCAGAAGCCAAGAGGCCUCACAAGAAGAAAAGCUCAUGCUAAAGAGUCUGCUCAUCGCGACUGUAAAAUAACAAAACGUGUGCCAGCUAUCAAAAGGAAUGUCAUAAGAGAAGUAAAAACCAGUAGUUCAGAUGAAGUAAAGAGAGCAGCAAGAAAAGUCAGAGACCCAAAAGAUGAUGAAGCAGCAUUGUUAAUGCUACAAGAGCUUGAUGAGGAGCGAGAACGACGAUGGAAGGCUGAACAAGCAGCUAGAAGACUAAUUAACACAGUUAAAGACAUGCAAGAAAAAGUGGCCGAAGAAAGAAAAUAUGCCGAGACUGCGAUUUCCACUAGCGCAAAAUUGAAGAGUGCUUUGGCCUUAGAGAAAGAUGAACGGACGAAGUGUGAGAAGCUUUUAGUCCUGGAGCAGACCUUUUUAACCCAGGAUAAAUGUGAGGAACUGAAAGGCGAGGUUGCAAAGCUUCGACAGUAUGAGAACGAGGCCAAGAAGAUUAUAAGUUCUUUAGAGGAAACUUCAAGGAAUUCAGACAGAGAAAGGUUAAAAGUGCAAGCACUGAAGGAUAAACAACUUCAAGAGGCCCAGUUUAAGGCCGCUGCCAUUACUCGCGAAGUCGAGCUUCUGCAAGAAAGCGAGAAGAAUUUGAAGCAGCGUGUCAGCCAACUGCAAGAGCUCUUAGCGAAUCGGGAACAAAAUCACAUAACGUCUUUGGAUGGUAUGGUGAAGCUUGAUGGGAAAGAGGUACGGGAUAUUGUGGAGAAAGAAGUAGCCAAACAAGAAGGAAGGUAUUCACAGCUGAUGCAACAAUACAAUGAAAGACUAGAAGCAAGAAAUAGAGAUUAUGCUUUGCUUGAAGACGAGUUUAGAGCUGGUCUACAGAUGGAGGCUAAUCGCUUCGGAGAGCUGCAAGGGGCGUAUUCAAAAUUGCUUGAUGAAAGUUCAGAAAUGCGAAGAUCGAUGCAGAUUUUAAAACAAAAAGAGUCCAAAGCCACAGCACUGGUGACAGAACUCACUUCCAUGGUCAAAGAGCAAAAAGGAAGACUGACAGAAGUUUCCAGAAACAAGCAAGAAAUGCAGGUUGACUUUAAGGAAAGAAUCCAGUUACUUGAAAAUCAGCUAGAAGCUUCUAGAAAACAACUCUCGAAAAUGGAAACUUUUCGGCAGGAUAAAGACAAGCUGCUGGCGCAAGUUAAGGCCCAGGAAUCUUUGAUUGAAGGGCUGCGUGCAGAAAGAAAACUCUGGGGCGAAGAGUUAGCUCAGCAAGGUGCAUCAUUGGCACAUGAUCGUGGCCGCCUGGAAGCUCAAAUAGAAGCCUUGACAAGUCAAGUGAAGCAGAUGAAACAGAGAGAGCAGGAGAACUUAGAUACGCUGAAGAUAAAGACAAAGCUCAUUGAAGAUCAAACAGACACAAUUAAGAACCUCAAACAGGAGUUAGCAAUUCAAAAAACAGAAAUAAAGAAAGCAAAAGAAGAUCUAUGGGCUGAAAGACGAGAUCUAGAACAAGAACUGAAAGAAGAAAAGAAGAAUUCAAACGAGUUUCAGGAGGUUGUAGAAGCUUUACAGUCAAGAAAGGAAGAGCUCAAAUCGCAGUUGGGAAUAUCGAAUAUGGAUCUAGAAAAGGCAAGAGAGGACCUCAGGAUUUUGAAGAAACAAUGGGACGAAAGGAGUCUAAUGAUUGAUCAGCUGGAGCAAAAGGUGGUUAAAAUGAAAAAUAACUUUGACAACAAAGAGAAAAACCUGAGGGAAGAGAGAGACGCUGCGUUAAAAACAGCAAACUUAACAAGAGAAAAACUGAAAACCUGUGACGAUUCAUUUCGACGACAGUUGGAUGAAAAUCAACGCAAUCAUGAUUUGAAACUGCGUCAAGUGAUUGCAAGCAAAGAUGACGAGAUAAGCAAAACAAAAGCAAAAGUGACAGAAGUUGAAGAUGAAAUGAGAGCGUUGCUAGAGGAAGCUGCCUUAUCAAAACAAAAUCUUGAAAUGAAAAUAAAACAGCUCGGUAAAGCUUUCUCUGAUGUUCAGCUCGACCUAGGGAGAUAAAAUUAUUUCAUCUCAAGAAAGGCUAGGUCAGAACUGUAAGGAUCCUACUGAUUUCGGUUGGUACUCCUGUUUGUUGAUCCUCUAUUUAAACUUUGGGGUGUAGAGCAGGACUGUUCUAAGUUGCAACUCCGAGUUUCCCGCUUAAUGUUAAACAUCAGGGGCAACUCUUGAAUUACUCACUUUUUGAGCAUGUUAUUGUGUUUAGUUGGUAUGCCCUAUAAUUCGCCUAUUUGUGUUGAAUAGUUACAUCAAGAGCCACGCUUCUGUUUUACAAGCAAUCCUUUUCAAUGAUUAAACUGGACGUGUCUGCUCUUUUCCCCUGAUUCCAGGGGCGUUGCGACCGGG
Molecule: messenger RNA, 3479 nt
Organism: Rhopilema esculentum
Lineage: Eukaryota; Metazoa; Cnidaria; Scyphozoa; Rhizostomeae; Rhizostomatidae
Source: RefSeq, a predicted model, not a curated record